AUGGUACUGGUGGUGCAGGAGGAUGAAGGCGAGGAGGCGGAGCAGUUUGAGGAAGAUGAGAAAGACGAGGAGGAGGCGGUGGAAUUCGCAGAAUGCGCCGCUCUAUCCACAAAAUCGGCAAUGGGAAUCUCAUCCCCCAAGACAAUCAAGUUGCGCGGUUCAGUGGGAGAGGCUGAGGCGGUGGUACUCAUUGACAGCGGGGCUACCCACAAUUUUAUCGAUUGCCGGCUGAUGCAAAAGUUAGGGCUCGUGGCGGAGGAAACCCAGAGUUAUGGAGUGAUCACGGGGUCGGGAAAGCCAGUCAGGGGAGGAGGCAUUUGUAGGAACGUAACACUGACAAUGCAAGGCUACUCGAUUACGUCUGAUUUCCUUCCCUUAGAGCUCAACAACGUCGAUAUAAUACUGGGCAUUCAGUGGCUCGAGACGCUUGGAGAAACAAGAGUUAACUGGAAGCUGCAGACUCUGAAAAUUCCAGUGGAGGGUAGAUUGGUGUCGCUUCAAGGGGUUCCAAACUUGUGUAGCUCGGAGGUGUCGUGCAAAGCUAUGCAAAGGUUGCUGGAACAAGCUGAAGUGAGUGUAGUGGUCGAAUGUCGAGAAGUAGUGGCGGAGUUGAAAGGGAAGGCGGAGUAUUCCGGACAAAUGCAGGGACUACUGUCUCAAUUCCAACAAGUGUUCCAAGAGCCGCAAGGCUUACCACCAACUAGAGGGAGGGAGCAUGCGAUCAACCUGGUUCAGGGGAGUAAUCCGGUGAGUGUGAGGCCCUUCCGCUAUCCUCACGCUCAGAAGGAGGAGAUUGAGAAGCAAGUGACUACGAUGCUGAAGGCGGGAAUUAUCCAAGAAAGCAUCAGUCCGUUCUCCAGUCCGGUAUUAUUAGUCAAAAAGAAGGAUGGCAGUUGGCGCUUCUGUGUAGACUAUCGGUCUCUCAACAAGGUUACGGUAUUGGACAGUUACCCGAUACCAAUGAUAGACCAGCUAUUGGAUGAGUUGCGUGGGGCGAGGGUGUUUUCCAAGCUAGACUUACGCUCAGGAUAUCAUCAGAUACGGGUCAAGACUGAAGAUAUCCCGAAGACGGCCUUUCGUACUCACGACGGGCACUACGAGUUCCUUGUAAUGCCGUUUGGGCUGUCUAACGCACCCGCCACGUUCCAGUCUCUUAUGAAUGAGAUAUUUCGGCCUUAUCUAAGGAGAUUUGUGCUGGUGUUCUUCGAUGACAUACUGGUCUUCAGUAGGAAUCAACAAGAACAUAUGGAGCAUGUGAGGGUUGUCUUGGAAACGCUUCAACAGCACCGGCUAUACGCUAAUUUGAAGAAAUGUGAGUUUGGCUGCACUAGCAUCGAGUACUUGGGCCAUGUUAUUUCGGAGGAGGGGGUGGCAGCUGAUAAACGCAAGGUGGAGGCGAUGACAGACUGGCCAGUGCCUCGCAGUGUGAAGGAACUGAGAGGGUUUUUGGGGCUCACGGGGUAUUACCGAAAAUUUGUGAAGGACUAUGGAAUCAUUGCUAGACCCUUGACGGAGCUACUUAAAAAGGAUCGUUUUGGAUGGAGCGUAGUGGCAGAGGGGGCGUUCUCUGCGUUGAAGGAAGCUAUGUCAACGGUACCAGUUCUGGCCUUACCAGACUUCCAGGAGCAGUUUGUCGUGGAGUCAGAUGCAUCAGGCAAGGGACUGGGAGCUGUACUCAUGCAGAACCAGAGACCUUUAGCGUACUAUAGCCAAGCUCUGUCAGAGAGACAGCAGCUCAAGUCAGUAUAUGAACGUGAGCUGAUGGCCAUAGUGUUCGCAAUUCAGAAGUGGCGACACUAUCUACUAGGGAGAAAAUUCCUUGUUCGAACAGACCAGAAGAGCCUCAAGUUUCUGUUGGAACAACGCGAGAUCAACUUGGAAUAUCAAAAGUGGUUAACGAAGCUCCUAGGCUUCGACUUUGAUAUACAGUACAAACCUGGGUUGGAGAAUAAAGCAGCGGAUGCUCUAUCUAGAAGAGGUGUAGCAGCAGAGUUGUUGGCACUAUCAGUUCCUACGGCUAUUCAGUUUCAAGAUAUCGAGAAGGAGUUGGCUCUAGAUCCAAUACUACAGAAGCUGAAAGAGGAGAUUGUAGCUAACAAGGGGGAACAUAAGGAGUAUGAAGUCGUACAAGGGAGGUUGAUGCGUCGGGGAAAACUGGUGCUACCUAAGGACUCCCCACUGAUUGGGAUAAUUAUGAGGGAACUCCAUGAUGGGCUCAUGGGAGGUCACGGAGGGGUGCAACGCACGCAGAAGAAAGUCAGUGACAUGUUUUAUUGGGUGGGAAUGAUGAGUGACAUAAGGAAGUAUGUAGCCGCAUGUUCAGUCUGUCAGCGGCACAAGUACUCAACGUUGGCACCAGGAGGACUGCUGCAACCACUAGCUAUUCCAGAAGCAGUUUGGGAGGAUAUUGCUAUGGAUUUCGUGGAAGGGCUGCCCAGAUCAGAAGGGUUUAAUGCGAUACUAGUAGUCAUUGAUCGACUAUCUAAGUAUGCGCAUUUCAUCAAGCUGCGACAUCCUUUCACCGCAACAGAAGUAGCAUUAUUGUUUGUGCAAGAAGUGGUGAAGCUACACGGGUUUCCGAAAACCAUCGUCUCAGACCGGGAUAAGGUAUUCACCAGUCAGUUCUGGAAGGAGCUGUUUCGACUAGCAGGGACGUCGUUAUGUAUGAGCACAGCUUAUCAUCCGCAGACUGACGGCCAAACAGAGGUGACAAACAGGGGCUUAGAAACAUACCUUCGAUGCUACACGAGUGACAAACCCAAGGCGUGGGCAAAGUUUUUACCGUGGGCGGAACUUUGUUAUAACUCAUCAUUUCACUCAGCUAUCAAGAUGACUCCGUUCAAAGCAGUCUAUGGUCGUGAUCCUCCAUUUCUUCUCAAGUAUGAGCAAGGAUCGACCACAAACGCGGACCUUGAGAGUAAACUGAUUGAGCGAGAUGAUAUGUUAUCUCUGCUACGGGAGCACAUUGGUCACGCUCAGCAAGUGAUGAAGCGACAGGUUGAUGGGCACCGCAGGGAGGUAGUGUUUGAGGUCGGAGAUAAGGUGUAUCUGAAGCUCAGGCCUUACCGUCAACAGACACUGGCAAGAAGAGCUAAUGAGAAACUGUCAGCGCGUUUUUACGGACCAUAUGAGAUCACAGCAAGAGUGGGUAAGGUCGCUUAUCGUCUUAAGCUACCGGAGGAGGCUAAAAUUCAUCCUACUUUUCACGUCUCUCAGUUGAAAAAAGCCAUUGGAGAGGACAACCCAGUUGCUCCACUACCAUCUCAGUUGACCACGGAAGGGGUGUUGGUGGCUCAACCAGAAAAGGUAUUGGGAACACGGGUGAGCCCUCUGACGGGCCAAGAUGAGUUGCUGAUUCAGUGGAAAGGUCUGCCUGAGUAUGAGAGUUCGUGGGAGUGGAAGAAAGUGAUACAGGGACAGUUUCCGGAGUUUGACCUUGAGGACAAGGUCAAUUUCGCAGAAGGGAGUAAUGUUAGUUAUGAAGCAAGAAGACCUCCAUUGCUGUAUGAGUAUUCAAGGAGGAAGAAAAGCAGUCAGCAGAAGAUGACAAAUGAGCAGAGUGACGUGGCACGGGAGGCUGCCGGAGCUGCGGUAGCGGCGUCGCGGAAUCCCAGGCAUUCGAUUCUGGAUUGGGUCUUCUCCUCUCACCGUUCGUCUCUGUUACCAUGGGGAUCUAUGACUCUAGCCGAUUCUAGCUCCGAAUCCGUUGCUGAGCCUAAGACCGGGUUCUCGUUCCCGGCUACAAUCGGAGAAUCCCGGAGAUUACUCGGCGUGGGGCUGAGGAAGAAGAGCGUGCUGGGGUUGAAGAACAUCGAUGUCUACGCAUUCGGCAUAUAUGCAGACUGUGAUGAUGUGAAGAAACUUGUGGGUGAGAAGUACUCGAGUCUUGCAGCUUCUGAGCUCAGGGGAAACAAUGCUUUCAUGGAUCAACUCAUGGAAGCCGACAUAAAGAUGACUAUAAGGCUGCAGAUCGUCUACGGCAAACUCAACAUCCGUUCCGUGCGCAAUGCUUUCCAAGAAUCUGUUGGUAACAGACUCAAGAAGUUUGGUGGCGUUGACAACGAUGAGUUGCUCCAAAGCUUUACUGGCCUCUUCAAAGAUGAGUAUAAAAUUCCAAGAAGUUCCAUAAUUGAUUUGACUCAAGAACCAGGCCAUGUACUCAGCGUAGCAAUUGAGGGAAACCAUGUUGGGAGUGUGAAGAGCAAACUCUUGUGUAGGUCAAUCUUAGACUUGUACAUUGGUGAAGAACCGUUUGAUAAGAAUGCAAGAGAAGAUUUUCUAGACAAUGUGGCUUCUCUAGCCGCCCACAAGUAG
This is a messenger RNA of Brassica napus (rape), 4314 nucleotides long. Its product is annotated as transposon Tf2-1 polyprotein. NCBI's taxonomy places the organism in Eukaryota, Viridiplantae, Streptophyta, Magnoliopsida, Brassicales, Brassicaceae. The transcript is spliced from 5 exons. The record is from RefSeq and is a predicted model, not a curated record. Gene Ontology annotation, biological process: DNA integration. Gene Ontology annotation, molecular function: nucleic acid binding; intramolecular lyase activity. Bases 1 to 4314 code for a protein of 1437 amino acids.